This is a messenger RNA of Podospora anserina S mat+, 1098 nucleotides long. RefSeq lists its product as uncharacterized. Lineage: Eukaryota; Fungi; Ascomycota; Sordariomycetes; Sordariales; Podosporaceae. The coding region runs from base 1 to 1098 and encodes 365 amino acids. The transcript has 2 exons. The record is from RefSeq and is a predicted model, not a curated record.
AUGGCAGAAGACACCCAUCUGCCCUACCCAACCACCACCACCGCAUCGACAGCCACGAGCAACCUGAAGAAUGACCCGCCAACAGGGCUAAACUCAUCCUCCACCUCGACCACGGUCUGUGAGGGCGCGGUAACAGCCAUGACCGAAACCCACCACGGCGUCGGCGCCCACCCCGAAGACCCCCGCGGCCUCCCCGUCGCCUCGUUCGAGGAAUACCCCGGCCUGCCUCGGCUCAACUACCGCAUCCUCGACUACAAGCUCAAGCUCUCCAUCAUCGUCGCCCUCCUCGUCAUCGAGUCCUCCUUGUUACCCAUCAUCCUCUACUAUGGAAUCUCGGCGAGCACCUCGCUCCGUCCAGGCCUCGUCUUCGCCAUCGUGACGUCGUUUUUCGGCAUUGUUACCGGCAUCGAGUUUGGUCUCCGGAUGUUGAAGCUCAUCCUGAAGGGCGAUCAAUACCGUCCACCGGGGGCAACAAAGUGGAGUUUUGAUUUUACACAUCACACGCUCAGUUUUGGGUACACAGUCAUGUCUGGGAUUUUGAUAGGGGGUUCGAUUCCGCAUAACCCGCCGGUGAAGGUGCUGGCCAUCCCGGUUAGUUUGUUUUUGAUCCAGAUGGGGGUUCAGCUUACGUGGGCGGGGUGGAUGAAUGCCACGGGAAGGAAGGCGCCGUUCAAGAUUUCGAGCGUGAGCAAAGGGGAGAGGGUGCCGCCGUUGGUGCUGACGAUUAUUGAGGAUAUCGUUGGGGUCGAUGGCGGGGCUGGGGUGGAGUAUAGACGGGCUGUCUUUGCGAGGUAUGCGGCGAGUAAGAGGUUUAGGAGGAUGAUUGCGGUUCAGAAUUGGUUUUGGGCCGUGGGAUCGUUGGUGUUUGGGGUUGGGACACUGGUGACGAUCUGGUGUGUGCAUUAUUAUAUUGCCUAUGGUAUUGGAUGGGCUACCCCGCUGGUCUUCACCAUCGUCUGGACUUGGAUCUCGGUUGAGUGGGUGAGACGGGAUUUGAGGGAGGAGAAGAGGCUAUGGAAAGAAGAGCAUGGUCAGGGCGCCGAAAUGCAACAGACGCAACCACCAGAGCCGGAAGUACAGCAACAGGAGACAAAGUAA